Messenger RNA from Dipodomys spectabilis (banner-tailed kangaroo rat), 1052 nucleotides. RefSeq names its product testis expressed 101 (gene Tex101). Gene Ontology annotation, biological process: binding of sperm to zona pellucida; regulation of flagellated sperm motility. Bases 104 to 841 code for a protein of 245 amino acids. Gene Ontology annotation, cellular component: plasma membrane; plasma membrane raft. The transcript has 5 exons. The record is from RefSeq and is a predicted model, not a curated record. NCBI's taxonomy places the organism in Eukaryota, Metazoa, Chordata, Mammalia, Rodentia, Heteromyidae.
UGGAAGCCUAGAUUCAUGGUACUAAAUGUGGGCUGAAAUGUUACCUUUGCUCCAUUAAAUCACAGAUCCUGCUCGAUUUUUCCUAACCUCUCUGCAAGAAGCCAUGGGAGGCCUCCACAUCCACUAUCUGCUGUUCCUCUUCCUGCUAAGAGCCUCCUUGACCGUGGCUAACGAUCUGUAUUGUCAUGUGGGUAAGUUGAGGACUGUGGAAAACUUCCCAGUGACCUGGUUCACAGAGAAGAUUGAGACAUGUGAGGACAACCAGUUGCUUUGCCAAGAAACAGUAAUAAUGAUCAAAUCAGGAUCCAGGAUAGCUAUUUUGGCUACUAAAGGCUGUGUCUCUGAAGGAUCCAAAGCUGUGACUUACAUCCAGAACUCAGAAUUUCCCGGCCUGAUUGUAGUCUCCUACAGCAACUACUGCGACAUUUCCCUGUGCAACGACAUAAAGUACUUGUCACGGAUUUGGAAACCACGAGAGGAGAUCCCAGUGUCCAAUACGUCCACGAGCAUCCAUUGCCCCACCUGCGUGGCUCUGGGAUCCUGUUUCAAUGUUUCCUCUCUGCCUUGUCCCCGCGGCAUAAAUGGAUGCUACGCAGGGAGAAUCAUGUUCUCAGGAGAAGGCAUUGACUCGCCUGUGGAGGUCAAAGGCUGUUCAAGCAUGACCCAUUGCGAGCUGAUGAACGGAUUCUCCAUGAUAGGACCCCUCUCUGUGUCAGAAGUGUGCCCGCGUCCCUCUUUCCUGCAACGAAGGGCUGAAAGCAGGGCGCCCUGGCCGUGCCUGCCAGGACGGGGUUUACAGCUGCUGACUCCGUUGCUGGGGCCAUUGGCCCACCUUCUCUGAGGAGGUGUCCCGAGCGCUGGAGCUCAGCGUGUCCGCUUCCACUGUGCACCUCCGCCGCUGCCCCGCCAGGCCAUGGGUAUGCUGGACAGGAGAAAGACACACUGCGUGUAUCCGACAUGCCCAAUAAAAGUUGCCUGUGAUUUGUGUGUGCGCCUCAAGAUCAGAAGUGGAGCUGGGCGCUGAUAGCUCACGCCUGUCGUCCUAGCUACUC